CCAAUUGGCUCUGCGAUAUAUCUAAUCUUCUACAUCUGCUCUCGUCAGUCUUCAGCUUCACACCACUACUCCAAUCACCAUAUCCUCCGAGAGCAGAGAGAGAGAGAGAGCUCAACCUCAAUGGCGCUGCCGGUCGUCGACACGGAGUACCUCAAGGAGAUCGACAGGGCCCGCCGCCACCUCCGUGCCCUCAUCGCUCACAAGAACUGUGCUCCCAUCAUGCUCCGUUUGGCGUGGCACGAUGCGGGAACAUAUGACGCUAGUGCGAAGACCGGUGGACCUAAUGGCUCCAUUAGGAACGAGGAGGAGUACAAUCAUGGUGCCAACGCUGGUUUGAAGAUAGCUCUCGAGUUCUGCGAGCAAGUGAAGUCUAAAUGUCCAAAAAUUACAUAUGCAGACCUCUACCAGCUUGCCGGAGUUAUUGCAGUAGAGGUGACUGGAGGCCCCACAAUUGACUUUGUUCCUGGCAGAAAGGAUUCAAAAAUUUCACCCAAGGAAGGCCGACUUCCUGAUGCAAAUCAAGGCCCACCGCAUCUCAGGGAUGUCUUCUACCGAAUGGGUCUCUCAGACAAAGAUAUAGUGGCACUAUCUGGAGGGCACACACUGGGCAGGGCACAUCCGGAGAGAUCAGGUUUCGAUGGCCCGUGGACUCAAGAGCCUCUACAGUUCGAUAACUCAUAUUUUGUUGAAUUGUUGAAAGGGGAAACUGAGGGUCUGCUGAAACUUCCCACUGACGAGGCGUUAGUGCAUGAUCCUGAGUUCCGCCCUUAUGUUGAACUGUACGCCAAGGACGAGGAGGCAUUUUUCAGGGACUAUGCAAUCUCACAUAAGAAGCUGUCAGAAUUGGGUUUCAUCCCGCGUUCUUCAGCCACCAAAGGAAGUGGAAAUGACGGUGCAGUCCUAGCUCAGGGAGCUGUCGGGGUAGCAGUAGCUGCUGCAGUGGUGAUCUUAAGCUACUUCUAUGAAGUCCGCAAGAGGAUGAAGUAAAUGACUGUGUCAUCGAUUUCCGCUUAGUAUUCUCUACAGCCUGUGUGCUUCAUAAUAUCCCCUUCACAAUAAAACUCUGUGCCUUGCCUGGCAACCCGAUCAACUAGCAGAUCAGAAAGUUAUAAUUCAGCACAACCGAUUCCUGCAUUCGAACCAGUCAUGCAGCUACUUGUUAUACAGCACUAUACAUUGAAAAAUACAUUUGACAGGUUUGGUAAGAACUUCCUAGCAAAAGCAGCUAA
This is a messenger RNA of Punica granatum (pomegranate), 1229 nucleotides long. The record is from RefSeq and is a predicted model, not a curated record. Lineage: Eukaryota; Viridiplantae; Streptophyta; Magnoliopsida; Myrtales; Lythraceae.